GUGUCCAAAUAGUAGCAUAUCACCCCUGCUCCACAUUGACACACAAUGCAACAUCCUACCCAAUAACUUCAAAUCUGAUCAUUCAUUUUACUUGUGCUGCUCCGAGAGAGUCAAACCACAUCCAGAAUGCCUGUGGACUACAGUGGAACAUGGGACAUGGUCAGCAAUGUCAACUUUGAGGGAUACAUGGUUUCACUUAACAUUGAUUUUGCAACACGAAAGAUUGCCUCGAUGUUGAAGCCCCAGAAAGUGAUUACUCAAGAUGGAGACAGUUUCACAAUAAAGACAUUCACCACUUUCAGAAACUAUGAGUCCUCUUUCAAAAUUGGACAAGAGUUCAUUGAAGUGACCAAAGGAAUGGACAACAGGUCAUGUCAGACUGUGGUGAACUGGGAAGAUGAUAAGCUGGUGUGUGUUCAGAGAGGAGAGAAGAAGAACCGAGGGUGGAUUCACUGGAUUCAGGGAGAUGAUCUUCAUCUGGAACUCACUUGUGAAGAUCAAGUCUGCAAGCAAAUUUACAAAAGGACUCAGUAGUCUUGUUGUUGGGUUCAAAGGCGCUUCAUGACAUGAGCAAAGACUAGCCACAUUAUGUAUUGUCUUUACAUUAUGAAGGGCAUGCAAUUUGAAUGCGAGUCAUGUAAUGCUGUCUAUAGAAAGCAGAUCCAUGUUAAGGCUCUGCUGCCAAAUUCUGAAAAUCCAAAGGAGAUUAACAAAAACCACACAAACAACAAAAAAAAUAUUUUGACAAGUUCAACUGUUCAAUUUCAGAUUUAAAGUGCAAAAUGACAUAAGGAGAAAUACUCAAAGAAGAAGAUGACUGCCCAGCUAGUAAUGUUCUGUUCUAAAAACAUUCUGUUAAUUUUACAGAGAAUGUUACUGUAAUGUUUUCAGCGGGCAGUAUACUUUGUGUUCAAAUUAUGUUCUCUAGUAACAUUCUCUAAAAACAUUCAUAAAAUGUUUGGUAAACAUUCAUAAAACGUUAAGUUGCAACAGUGCCCUUAUGUUCUUGAAACAUUCUCAGCGGGAAGUUUUCUUUAUGUUCACAAUUUGUUCUCAGAUAACGUACUCUAAAAACAUUCGAUAAUCUGUGACCCAAAAAUUGUUAUCAAAACAUCCUUUUAAUGUUAAAGAUAAAAAAUGCUGUCUUUGUGCUAAUUAAAUAUCACCAGAAUGCUUAAAUAAAACAUUUUCAGGAUUUGAGGCAUCAGAAACAUCCUGAAAAUAUUUUUUACA
This is a messenger RNA of Notolabrus celidotus (New Zealand spotty), 1233 nucleotides long. RefSeq names its product retinol binding protein 7b, cellular (gene rbp7b). Gene Ontology annotation, biological process: fatty acid transport. Lineage: Eukaryota; Metazoa; Chordata; Actinopteri; Labriformes; Labridae. The coding region runs from base 127 to 534 and encodes 135 amino acids. Gene Ontology annotation, cellular component: nucleus; cytosol. Gene Ontology annotation, molecular function: fatty acid binding. The transcript is spliced from 4 exons. The record is from RefSeq and is a predicted model, not a curated record.